Aspergillus ruber CBS 135680 is the source of this 1530-nucleotide messenger RNA. RefSeq lists its product as uncharacterized. Lineage: Eukaryota; Fungi; Ascomycota; Eurotiomycetes; Eurotiales; Aspergillaceae. The record is from RefSeq and is a predicted model, not a curated record. Gene Ontology annotation, molecular function: zinc ion binding; transcription cis-regulatory region binding; DNA-binding transcription factor activity, RNA polymerase II-specific. Bases 1 to 1530 code for a protein of 509 amino acids. Gene Ontology annotation, biological process: positive regulation of transcription by RNA polymerase II. The transcript is spliced from 3 exons. Gene Ontology annotation, cellular component: nucleus.
AUGUAUAAUUCCUGCUACACCUGCCGUCGACGGCGCAUUGAAUGUCAGAUGGCCCAACCGCCUUGCACGAAAUGUAAAAAGGCCGGAAUAGAGUGUUUUCAGAAGAGGCCGCUGAGAUGGGUCCAAGGGGCGGAGUUCCGGGGGAAGGCGAAGAAGAGGGCAUCAGGAAAUGACUUCCCAGCCGUAUCAGUCGCAGAGUUUGGUUUCGGGACGACAUCAGAUACGUUGGUGUCCACGGAGGUUAAUAGCGGGAUUCAAACAAACUUGCCCACAGGACCAACAGAAUUCGAUGAAGAUGUCCCCAACCCUAUACCGAGUAUACCGUCAGCCCUGGGUGAUCCAUCAUCUGCAAGCCUAAAUAGAUCCUCUCAAUACUACCUAUACUAUUACAGCAAAUGCGUGUGCAAACUUUUCAUCAUGUAUGACAGUAACAGAAAUCCUCUUCGAAACCUUAUACCAGCUUCUUUGAACCAGCCAGUCCUUUUAAACUCGAUUGUUGCUCUUUCUGCACGCCAUAUGGAAAACGCCGGUCAAUCGUUUCAGGUGGGAGUAUCAACUUCUCCCGGUGCACUUUGGUUCAAAUACAAGGCUAUCCAAGGACUUUCCCGCGCCCUUAAUGAUAAUGCAUUGUGCAAGCAAGACACAACCGUUGCCGGUGCUUUUCUCAUGAUAUUCUUGGACCUGCUGGAAUCCGGGAGUGAUAAAUGGAAUGUUCAUCUGGAGGGUAUCAAAAGAUUGAUUGCUCAGAUCCAACCACCAUCUUCAUUGUCGACUGGAGCUCAGCAGGACCUGGGCCAAACUGUCCAAGGGCUACGUGACUUUAUUGGAAGACAGAUUUACUUAAUCGAUACUCUUGGGGCAACCUUCACACGCCCCAGAUUAUUAUCCGUCUCAACUUCUUUGCAGCAGUCAUUAACACCACUCCAAAAGAGCGUCGACCAGUCUUAUCUCGGUUGUCCCGAAAAUCUAUUAGAAGUUCUCCGAUCUCUCUCAUUUUAUCGAAACAUUCUCGCAAAUCCACAGCCGGUUGGCGACACUCUGUUUUACUCCUACAUUCAACAAGUUAACGAUGUGCUCGAAUCCACACAAAAGUUCGACUGCUACGUCUGGGCAUCGAGUCUUCUACAAUCACAUCCACCUCAGGACAUACACAAGCUCUAUACGCUGGCACAGGCAUACAAAAUCGGCUCUCUAAUAUACGGCCGACGCGUCUUUGAUGCUUUUUCCGCAGACACUGCUGCAUCACUAGACGACCUAGUUCGCGAAUUGAUUGGCAUAAUUGACAUUCUGAAGAGCGACGAAGCCCUGUUCAAGUGCAUACUUUGGCCCAUGUUUGUUGCAGGCCUUGAGGCUCAAGAGAAAACGCAAAGGGAUUUUGUAAUCGGCUGCCUUGAAAAGUUCUGGUUUGAGACAAAGUGCGUGAAUGUGAUCAAUGCGGGUAAUAUUUUGAGGAGGUUUUGGCGGCAGGACAACCAGACGUCGUGGAUAUUCAACAUUGGUCAACUGGGCCAAGAUUGGCUUCUUAUAUAA